Molecule: messenger RNA, 904 nt
Organism: Parathielavia appendiculata
Lineage: Eukaryota; Fungi; Ascomycota; Sordariomycetes; Sordariales; Chaetomiaceae
Exons: 2
Coding region: 242-682 (146 amino acids)
Biological process (GO): transcription initiation at RNA polymerase II promoter
Cellular component (GO): RNA polymerase II, core complex
Molecular function (GO): nucleotide binding; translation initiation factor binding
Source: RefSeq, a predicted model, not a curated record
ACUGCAGUCGUGACGAAGACGUCCAGAUUCAAACAGCCGAGUCCCAUUCCGCAAACGCAGCAAACAGGGCAAACACCUUCCUCAUCGCAAGCAGACACCUUUCCAACCUGGCCUCGACCGCACGCUUGGUAAGCGUCGUUUGCGGAGCACACGCGGAACGCACCGUUACCAAGCUCAAGCUUCGCCGAAAUCGCGGCGCGCUUCGCACAUUGAGUGUGUGCGACGCGACACCCAUCAGAACAUGUCCGACCAGAACCACGCGCCGACGUCGCGGUCCAAGCCGCCGCCGCCGGGCGAGGAGGAGGCGGGCGCGGUGCUCAAACUGGGCGAGUUCGAGGACGUCGACACUCUGACGCUGUCCGAGGCGUCGCUCGUCAUCAACGCGCUCAUGGCCAAGCGCCGCAAGGACCGCAAGGACCGCAACGAGACUGACGUGCUCAACAAGACGCUUGCCUACCUCGACUCGUUCUCGCGCUUCAAGCAAAAGGAAAACGUCGAGGCUGUCGAGCGGCUGCUGAGCGCACACAAGGAGCUGACCAAGUUUGAGAGGGCGCAUAUCGGUUCUCUCUGCUGCGACAGCGCCGACGAGUGCAAGACGUUGAUACCUUCCAUAGCCGACAAGAUUAGCGACGAGGACCUCCAGGAGUUGCUCGACGAGAUGGGCAAGCUCAUAAGCACUUGAUCUGGCCAGUGGCGGAUUCGUGCUAUGUGUGCUGGGUGGAUGUCAGGGGAUGCGGGCUUCUUUGACAACGCCGGGCAAGAGGCUGAGCCCUGGCUGGAACCAUAGAGUAUAGGCCCUGGGGCCAUAGACAGGGCCUGGAGACGAGAAGAGUCAUACGCAUAUCGCCACAUAUCUAUGGACUGUGGUUAGGGUGGUAUAGAAAAAGGCUGCAUGGCAUGGCGC